GGCUUCUAGUGGCUGAUUCCGCCAUUGGAAGGUUGUUUUAACACUCUUGGCUUUGCGAAAUCUGCUUCCUCACUUGGACAUCUAAUUAUGCCAUCUCCUAAAGACGACGUUGAAGCGCGUCCACCGUGUCAUCCACGAGCAUGUGCCAUCCAGGACUGCCUUGUCAAGAACAAUUACAACGAGACUCGUUGUCAAAAUGCUGUCAAGGCGUUAUACGAAUGCUGUGAAGCAUUCUACCAGCGAUAUGGCGACGACGCAACCUCCCCCAGCUGCCCAUUGCCAAAACUGCUGCGUCUGAAAAUUCAGCAGCAGAAAGAAGGCAAAUAAAAGCAUGGAAGGGACAAGAUGUGAACAUUUCACGAUUACAGAUUAUCUAUGCGGCUCGCUUAGACACGCACAGUAUUUUACGGUGUAUCUAGAUAUAAUGUACAUAGUGUACAUGAAUAGAGGGGGAAAGGGAAUCAAGAAAUGUACGCUCAUCGUAUAAUAUGUCAACCAGUGUAGAGAAUUUCAGGCAACUUAAUGAGGAGCGAAUUUUUCUAGGCGAUCGUUGAGCACGCAG
Molecule: messenger RNA, 562 nt
Organism: Trichoderma asperellum CBS 433.97
Lineage: Eukaryota; Fungi; Ascomycota; Sordariomycetes; Hypocreales; Hypocreaceae
Source: RefSeq, a predicted model, not a curated record